Messenger RNA from Bradysia coprophila, 1777 nucleotides. RefSeq names its product diamond (gene dind). The record is from RefSeq and is a predicted model, not a curated record. Lineage: Eukaryota; Metazoa; Arthropoda; Insecta; Diptera; Sciaridae.
ACUUUGACAUAAUAAUUGUUAUUUAGACCGCAGUGCUCCUCGUACCAGAUGAGGUUAUUAUUUAUUUUCGAAUUGUUUAUUUAUUUACUCAUUUAUUUCGCUGAAUUCACAAACUAAUCUGCUCAUUAUGGUGGGCACUCCAUUGGCCAUUCCGAAACGGAAACUAGCCACAAUCAUUGCAAUUCUAAAGUCUCGUAGACUCCUGUCGGAUCACAGUGAAGUAUUGGAAGAAUGUUUGUCGAAUGACUGCAAGGAAUCGGAGUCAUGGGUACAUAAAUACAGCAAUGGAAUCAGUUGCUCAUUGUUGGUUACUUCAUCAAUUUUAACAUUAAAAUUUGUAUCCAAGCGAAUUGGUGUCGCUCUAUGCACCAUAUCUAGUGGAUACGCAAUUAUGUGCCUUGCGAAACUGGUAUCGUACGGACAAUUAUGGUUUUUGCACAAUUCCAUUGAACGUUUAUUGAACGACAUCGACGAAUUCGAUGCCUGCAUGAGGAGAAGCAUUUCGUAUUUCCGGGAGAAUGCAUUUUUUCAAUCGACACACCAAUCUGGCGGCAUGAGCACAUCGUCUAAAGAGCUGACCGCAUGCACCACAUCAUUAAUCACCAUCGUUGAAUCUAUCCGUGAUGUGGUUGUGUCACUCGAACAAAUGGUUGUCCUAUCAAAGGUUGAUGACUUGUUUAGUCCCCUGGAAGACCUAAGUGAAUAUUUGGAAAAAUCGAGCAACGAGGCGACUGUUUCAAACCUUAAGGAUUUGUACAAUAUCUUCCUUUACGCUCAAUCUCACUUGCUAACUCGUCUGAGUUUAUUGCUAAUAUACAAUGGGCAGUCUCAACUUUUACCAAAAGCAAUGUGCUCAGCUCUUUCACGUGCCAUGAACGAUGAGAUCUGCAGGGAGAAUUCCAGAUACGAACAACUGACUUCGAGCGCGCCCACCGACACUAAUCAUCGAUCGGCGAACACUAUCGAUCAUGUGGCGAUGGAGCCAAUUUCAAAUUUGAAAGGUUAUUCCAUCAGCGCUUCAUCGAAAAUAUUGGCAAUAGCCAGUGAAUGUCGUCGCAUUGAUGGCAUCAUUCAGAGUGUACAUAAACUGAACGAAGAUGAAUUGACGGGAUUGAUGCCAUCGAUCAUCCAAAUCGAAAAUGCAUUUAAUGUUUGCCAAAGUGAAUAUCAAAGAUUCGUUGUCGCCUACUGUAAGGCGAUGAACGUGAAUUACACCGACCAUUGUACCGACAGACCUGAUAUAAAUGGAGACAGCGAAUUUACUGCUGAAAAUGAAGCAUUGCAUUUGAAAUUUAAAGAAAUCGAGCCCGACGAAGAGGAAUUUUUCACUUCAACGGAACGCACGUCUGACGACGAGUCAAAGGAAUCGAACCGAAAUCGACGUGGUUGGGAUGAUGAACUGGCCGAGAAAAAUAUCAAAGUGGUUAAGCAGCGCUUCAAGCCGGUACUGGCUCAAUUGAAGGGAAAAAUUGAACCGAUAGCAGCAUCGUUGCGUGAAAGAGAACGGAACCACCUGCUGGCAAAGGGUAUCGAUCCCAGUGAAUUUGUCGAUUGUAAUAAAUUGAAUGAAGGCUUCCGAAGUUGUUCGGAUUCCGAUGACGACGAUGGUGAAGACAGUGUACGACAUAAAAAGCCGAACCGUUUUGAUGAGAUGAGAAAGUUUCUGGAGGGAAAAUCUCAGAUUAGUUUAAUCCCGAUGCGAAGUGCCAAUGACAACUUUUUAAAUGAAGACAUUUUGGAGUGACGUUAAUUUUAAUAAAUUAUUUUUGCUAAUGUU